ACUGGAAUCAUUUUAUUCCUUAACAAAAUUGAUAUUUUGAAGCAAAAACUUGCAAUAUCACAAGUCAAAAAACAUUUUCCUGGUUACAAAGGUGAUAACAAGUAUGAUAGUGUUUCUGCAUAUUUUAAAAAACUAUUUUUGGAAUGUAAGAAAAAUGAGAAACAAAAUAUCUAUAUUCAUUUCACACAUGCUACAGACACAGAACAAAUGAGAAUAAUUGUAGGUUCGAUAGAUGAUCUUAUCAUGAGAAUCAAUCUUGAAAAAUCAGGUCUUAUCAAAUAA
Messenger RNA from Entrophospora sp. SA101, 282 nucleotides. The record is from the annotation of a GenBank genome assembly. NCBI's taxonomy places the organism in Eukaryota, Fungi, Glomeromycota, Glomeromycetes, Entrophosporales, Entrophosporaceae.